Molecule: messenger RNA, 705 nt
Organism: Encephalitozoon cuniculi GB-M1
Lineage: Eukaryota; Fungi; Microsporidia; Unikaryonidae
Exons: 1
Coding region: 1-705 (234 amino acids)
Biological process (GO): ubiquitin-dependent protein catabolic process
Cellular component (GO): proteasome core complex, alpha-subunit complex; nucleus; proteasome core complex
Source: RefSeq, marked provisional
AUGACAACACAGGAAGAGGUUUCGAACAUCUUCAACAGCGACGGCAAGCUGCUGCAAAUUGAAUACGGCCUGGAGGCAGUGAACAACGGGCUGCCUGUUGUGACUGCCAAGUCCAAGGACAUGAUUGUCUGCGUGUCGAAAAAGAUUCCUCAGGACAAGCUCGAGGAAUCUGAGGCCACGAGCUUCCACAGAGUGUCUGAGAAAUGUUAUGUGGCAAUUACCGGACUUCCAGGAGACACAGACUAUGUUGUAAAGAGGAUUAAGAUGGUUGCAAACAGGAAGGCAUUUUCGUUUGGGUUUGAGGUGACACCAGACAUCCUCUGCAGAUCGUUUGCAGACAAGGUCCAGCAGCUUAUCCAGAGCUCUGCAGAGAGGUCGGCUGCAUUCAAUGCCUCUAUAUUUGGCUUUGACAAGGAAAGGCCGAUGAUCUAUCAAACAGACAUGUCUGGGAUUUCGUAUCCUUGCUAUGCGACUGCGGCUGGGGAAAAGCAUGGGAAGAUGACUAAGUUUAUUGAAAAGAACUAUCGCAGCGACAUAGACGACAAGGAGCUUUUUGAGGUGGCUGUCGGUGCACUGCUUGAGUCCAUUGGAGCGGACUCCGGAUGCUCCGAAGUUGAGGUUGCCUAUCUAAAAGUGGGCCAGGAUCUGUGCCAUCUGUCUGCGAAGGAAGUAGAUAAGAUCCUACAGGACAUAGCAGAAAAAUAA